Messenger RNA from Exophiala spinifera, 1242 nucleotides. RefSeq lists its product as uncharacterized. Bases 1 to 1242 code for a protein of 413 amino acids. The transcript is spliced from 6 exons. NCBI's taxonomy places the organism in Eukaryota, Fungi, Ascomycota, Eurotiomycetes, Chaetothyriales, Herpotrichiellaceae. The record is from RefSeq and is a predicted model, not a curated record.
AUGUCUGUGUACCACGAUGGCACCCAUCAUGGAGCUUUCAAAGACCUUCUCGACCACUCAGGAGCCCCUACAAUGUCGACAGACGAGUACAAGAUUGCAGUGCUGGAUGUAGCCCUGUCAAGCACAGGAGAAUUCAGCCGGUCUUCUCUUGGCUUCACCACGACAUCAACGCUAGUCAAGGGUCAAGCCCCAGCAUUGAGAGUAAUAUUUGCACCUCUUGACUAUCCAGAUUCCGGCACAGCAAGUACUCUUCUGACACUCUUCGAACAUUUCUCCAUCCCAACGACUUUCUUGUAUGAAAGGGUACAGAGCGUGACCCAUUCUUUCGGACAUGAAGAGCUUGACAACGGCGCCUUCCGAUCAUGGUUUCACUUCCUUUGCAAAGCUAUUGAGCCCAAGCAUGACAACAUUCUGUGGCUAAGAAGUGCAUACUUUUUGCGUCGCGAUGAACAUGGCCUGCUGACCUUGAUCUGUUUCGGUGCAUCCAAUCCUUUGGUUCAGAGGCUCGAGAGCUUGCCAAAGAGUGUCUGGGAUAUUGUGUUGACAAAUCCUUUCAAUUUGUUCAACACUAUACUAGCAGAUUUGCAUCGCCAGGUCGAUGAGCAACUGUGGACGUUGAAUCGAUACCACGCCAUCGAUUCUACGGUGGCCACUAGCGACUUUGAUCAAAACUGGGUGGAGCUUCAUUACAUCGCAAAGAACAUCAUACACAUCAAGGAAGCCGUCGACGCCGUCUUGCGGACUAUCUCACACAUCGUGAGAGCACAGUCUGAGGGCGGAGUAGCUGGUACGGCUGAAACCCGAAAGACAAAUUUAGCGCUUCAUUAUUCGGAGAGUCUCUUUGAGUCAGUCGACCUGAGAGCCAUUAGCAUGGAGAAAAGGAUGCAGAAUGUGAUCAACCUGAGCUUUAACCUCGUGGCACAGAAAGACAGUAGCAGGAUCAAAACCGAAAGCAGCUCGAUGCACACCAUCGCUCUCACAACAUUGAUUUUUCUUCCCAUUUCUACCGUCGCUAGUAUAUUCGGCAGCGCAUUCUUCGAUUUCAAUGGUGGCAACACAGAGGACAUGAGCCUGUCGAGGCAUUUCUGGGUCUUUUGGGUCAUCAGCGUUCCUUUGACGGUUGCGGUCCUGACAGUAUGGAUAUACUUUCAUCCAUCAAAUGUCUGGCGCUGGCCUGGUCUGAAAAGAACACGGAAGUUUGAUAGAGAUGCAUACCAGAUGCUUGACUUGACCAAGAAAUGA